Xenopus tropicalis (tropical clawed frog) is the source of this 1461-nucleotide messenger RNA. RefSeq names its product synaptotagmin-13-like. The transcript is spliced from 5 exons. Lineage: Eukaryota; Metazoa; Chordata; Amphibia; Anura; Pipidae. The record is from RefSeq and is a predicted model, not a curated record. Bases 649 to 1107 code for a protein of 152 amino acids.
GCCUGUAGCUAGGAGCACUAUAUUAGUUAUAUAGUUCCAAGCUUUGAUAUUUAUACCAAUAUUAAUAUUUUAUGUUUCCCUCAAACCCCUCUUUGCAAUCAGUGAGCUGCGGCGGAACUCUGACCGUGCCGGUGGGAAUUUCUCCAGCCCCGGAUACACAGAAGCCGUACCCUCCUUUCAGUGACUGUAUCUGGACUAUGAUUGCCCCGGUGGGGUACAAGUGAUAGCAAUGGUGGAAGGGGAAUGAUGACGAAUGAUGAUGUUCUUCCUGGAUAAAACAGAGAGAAGAUCAGAAACAAAUAUUUCACAGCGCAACUGAACGCAAAGUUUGUAAAAGAAUCUCCGAUGGAAUAAAUAUGUCCCUACAGUGGGAGCAGCCGUGCAGCACAGAUCCCAUAGGGUAAGGGAUCAUUCAUUCCUCCCUGACGUUCCAGAUCCAACUAAUGAAGCAGAAUUUCCAGUCCCGCUGGGAUACGCUAAGGAGCCCGGAGCCUGAGGGUGGAAGCCAAGAGCAAGGAGCAAGAGCCCAAUUCACUGAAAGCCGCUGUACAGACGAGACAUAAGCUUCCCUUGCCUAUCUGUGCCCGGCUGGCUUGGCAUUCCAGGAAUCUGGCAUCUCCCAUUGGAACCGACAGGCUACCUGAGCAGAUGAGUAUAUACAAGCGCACUGAGCUGGUUCACCCUCUGGCCCCUGAGAAUGAAUAUGUGGAGAAGUUCAGCCAAAGCCUCAACCACAUCCCAAAGCUGCGCUACUCCCUGGGGUACGACCACCAGAAGAGAGAACUGUGUGUGUCUUUCCUAGAAGCUGUUGGUUGCCCACUUACCAAGGAGGAGGAGCCUGGGAGUCACCGCUACAUUGGGGGCACUCUCACCAGCAAUGGUGGGCAAACAGAAGCCCAGACCUCGCUGAUGAAUAGGACCCCACAUACAGUUUGGGACGAGGCUCUGCUGUUCCCCUUAUCAGAGGAGGAACGAGUAGAGGCUGAGCUAACACUCACCUUGAGGCACUGUGACCGCUACUCCAGGCACCAGGUAGCCGGGGAAAUCACCCUGAGUCUGGCUAAUCUAGGGGUUCCCUUUGGAGCAGCUCGGUGGGUGGGACUUUAGGCCUCCUGAGAAGGUAAGUACUGCCCAGUGUAUGUGGUGUAAACUAAUAGAAAAGCAGAAGGGGAGCUGCAAGGGCAUCUUCAGGGGCACAGAUAUUCCCUACUAAAGGGCUGGUAUAGAAGCUCAAAAAUAUGUGCAGCCUAAUCCUUGUCAAGCUUUAGUCACAGAACCCCUCAGUGACUGCUAAUAUCCUUAUCAUUUACAGUAGGGGGUACAUUAUCCCUUAUAAUACAUGAGUGAUACUCAGAGUUCCCUGUAUAACUCAGCCUGCAGCCUUGUGCCUUUAUAUGGGCACAGAACCCCUCAGUGACUGCUAAUAUCCUUAUCAUUUACAGUAGGGGGUACAUUAUCCCU